CGCGCUCCCGUCCCCGCCCCGGCGGGUCAGAGCCGGUGCCGGGCGCCCAGGGGUUGCGGCGCCGGGCGGGAGGGCCGCGCCUGAGCGGGCGGCGGGGUGGCGGGGUUCCUGCGCGCGGCCCGCCAUGGAGGUGGAGGAGGCGUUCCAGGCGGUGGGGGAGAUGGGCAUCUACCAGAUGUACUUGUGCUUCCUGCUGGCCGUGCUGCUGCAGCUCUACGUUGCCACGGAGGCCAUCCUCAUUGCACUGGUUGGGGCCACGCCAUCAUACCACUGGGACCUGGCAGAGCUCCUGCCAAAUCAGAGCCACGGUAACCAGUCAGCUGGUGAAGACCAGGCCUUUGGGGACUGGCUCCUGACAGCCAACGGCAGUGAGAUCCAUAAGCAUGUGCAUUUCAGCAGCAGCUUCACCUCCAUUGCCUCAGAGUGGUUUUUAAUUGCCAACAGAUCCUACAAAGUCAGUGCAGCAAGCUCUUUUUUCUUCAGUGGUGUAUUUGUUGGAGUUAUCUCUUUUGGUCAGCUUUCAGAUCGCUUCGGAAGGAAAAAAGUCUAUCUCACAGGUUUUGCUCUUGACAUCUUAUUUGCAAUUGCAAAUGGAUUUUCCCCCUCAUAUGAGUUCUUUGCAAUAACUCGCUUCCUGGUGGGCAUGAUGAAUGGAGGGAUGUCGCUGGUGGCCUUUGUCUUGCUUAAUGAAUGUGUGGGCACCGCCUACUGGGCACUUGCAGGAUCGAUUGGCGGCCUCUUCUUUGCAGUUGGCAUUGCCCAAUAUGCCCUGUUAGGAUACUUCAUCCGCUCCUGGAGGACGCUAGCCGUUCUGGUUAACCUGCAGGGAACAGUGGUCUUUCUCUUAUCUUUAUUCAUUCCUGAAUCACCUCGUUGGUUAUACUCCCAGGGUCGACUGAGUGAGGCUGAAGAGGCUCUGUACCUCAUUGCCAAGAGGAACCGCAAGCUCAAGUGCACAUUCUCACUAACACACCCCGCCAACAGGAGCUGCAGGGAGACUGGAAGUUUCCUGGAUCUGUUUCGUUACCGGGUCCUCUUAGGACACACUUUGAUCCUGAUGUUCAUCUGGUUUGUGUGCAGCUUGGUGUAUUAUGGCCUAACUCUGAGUGCGGGUGAUCUAGGUGGAAGUAUUUAUGCCAACCUGGCCCUGUCUGGCCUCAUAGAGAUUCCAUCUUACCCUCUCUGUAUCUACUUGAUUAACCAAAAAUGGUUUGGUCGGAAGCGAACAUUAUCAGCAUUUCUGUGCCUAGGAGGACUGGCUUGUCUUAUUGUAAUGUUUCUUCCAGAAAAGAAAGACACAGGUGUGUUUGCAGUGGUGAACAGCCAUUCCUUGUCCUUGCUGGGGAAGCUGACCAUCAGUGCUGCCUUUAACAUUGUUUAUAUCUACACCUCUGAACUUUACCCUACAGUCAUCAGGAAUGUUGGGCUUGGAACUUGUUCCAUGUUCUCCCGAGUUGGUGGGAUUAUUGCUCCCUUCAUCCCCUCACUGAAAUAUGUGCAAUGGUCUUUACCAUUCAUUGUCUUCGGAGCCACUGGCCUGAUCUCCGGCCUCCUGAGUUUGUUAUUGCCAGAAACCGUUAACAGUCCGCUGCUCGAAACAUUCUCCGACCUUCAGGUGUAUUCGUAUCGCAGGCUGGGAGAAGAAGCAUUAUCUUUACAGGCCUUGGACCCCCCACAGUGUGUGGACAAGGAGAGUUCUUUAGGGAGCGAGAGUGAGGAAGAGGAAGAAUUUUACGAUGCAGAUGAAGAGACUCAGAUGAUCAAGUGAAGAGCCCCAGAUUCCCCCUAAGAAGCAAAGGAUCAUCUUUUAUGCCUCUGGCUAAGGCAGGUUCUUCCAUGAAUAUUAAGAGAGUUGUAAAAAGAGAGGCUUGGCUUGAACGUACAUAGAUGGUACCCGGCGUGGACUGAUGUUUUUAGGCACAGAAGUUGGAGAAGAGAUUUCAUGAGAGACAACAUCACUGCAUUGAGAGAAUAGUUGUUAAUUUGUUUAGAAUUUAAGUUCUGCUCAGAAUCAUAACAUCUGGCCGAACAGCCCAAACCCACAUGCCAGAGUGGUAGGCUCAUUUGUUUCUAGAGGUUUCAUAAUGUCGCUUUUCCUUCAUCAUGAUCUAAAUAAAGGCAGAUAUGUAAAACUUCUCACUAUUUUGAUGGGGUAAGAUAAGCUAUCCUUAAGAUUUAAUCUUUACACCACGUUGAACAUUUGCCCCUAUCAGUUGCUACUCAGGAAUCUUCUGGUACAGGUUAACAUCAGCAUUUUAAUUUUGUGUCCAGGAAAAAGCACCCAGAGGUCAUCUAUGUGUCCCGAGACCCUCCAGCUUUUUCUCAGCUGAUGAAAUAAGAGUCCUCAGCUUGGUUCCCAGCCUGCUGGUUGACUUGGGCUCCUCAUGCCUUGAGUCCCACUGAUGAUUCAUUAGGAAAAGCCAGAUGUACCAAAGCGGUUUACUCAGAGUCAGGAGUGUAGCUCUGGCUGCCUAUCAGCUCCCUUGGAUACUACAGUGUGUGAUUUCUUCCUUUCCCACUAAUAUGCACAUCCAGAAAAAUUUCCAUCUGAGAUUCUAGUACUUCAAAAUCAUGCAUAGUAAAUGAGAAAGCCUUAAGUAGAGGGCAGUUAAACAGUGACAUGUUGAGCACCUGGAGGGAAAAAAAAAGGUGCAGUUUUUAAUAAUGGAGAAAAUGAAAUUAUCUUUGAUAAAUUUUUAUUUGUUUUGCUUUCAGUAUUGUACCAUGAGGGAUUUGGACAAUAUUUAAGAACUUGUCCUAGAUCAGCCCCUACCUGUUUAAUCAGAAUGGAAGGUUCAGUAAUUUCACAGGAAAUGUUGGUUUUUCAUUAAGUGCUACCAACUUUCAAGUGAAUGUUACAUUUGAUUUCCUAAAAUCAUGUCUUGAAAACAUGUUUUCCCAUGAAACGUGAAUACUAUCUCAAAUAGGAAUAUAAACCUAGAGUCAACAAGCUUAGGUAGCACUGAUUUAGGUCACUUUCCCAAUGAGGAAAAUUUCUGUGUUUUCAGAAUUUCCAUUUCUACUAACCUCUUGGAGAAAAAGAAAUUGAAUUAGAGGUAAAUAGAAGACGUCACUGUGGCUGCUUCUGGAAGUGCUGGAAGCAUCACCCCAAUUGACUCCAAAUACUGUCAUGUUUUCUUGCACAUUGACUUCUGGUUUCCACUGUAUCAGUAUGUACCUUUGUAAUUGUUAUUUUUAUGUCUUUUAUGCCCUUGAUUAUUAAUUGGGCUCUUCAUAAACAGAGGCCAUCUCUACUACUGUUUAUUUUUCUCUGCUGUGCCCAGAACAUUGGCCUAGACACAGUAAGACCUAGUAAAUAUUACUGUUUCUAGCCAUCAGGGAGAUUGCGGAACUCCUCCCAGUAUAACUUUUGCAAACUCCAGGCAAAUCUGACCCAAACUCCCAAAUUGUCAAAUCCUGCUUCACUUUCUCUGGAAAAUAGACACCUUCUCAACAUCAGAAUAGGAAGAGAGGAAGAACUUACAAGGACAUUUAAACGUUCUUCUUAAAUGGUGGUUGGGCAUUUAAAACACUGAACUAACAUAUACAUAAUUUUUGAUUAGUUGGUGCUUUCUUUGUAUUAUAAGAGUAAUAUAUCUCAUUACAGAAAAUUUGGAAACUAGAAAUUAAAAAAUGUAUCACCCAUACGUCCAGCAUUGAGAGAAAACCAGUGUUACGGCUUUGUUCCAUUUGAAGAUCAAUUGGAAGUGCAUCUCUCUAUUGGCACUGGGUUCGAUUGCCUCUGGCUAAUAGAGUUCAAUUAGUUCUAUCCCUGGGUUUCCUUUCUUAGCUGUGGGGUGAAAGGUAGGAGGGAGAGAUCUACAAUUUGAAUACGUGUUACUUAAUAAGACUCAGCUGGCCAUCAGUUCCUUAUGUCAGAUGUGUCAUUAAAUUUUUUUUCUAGAUGGUCCUUGAGCAAAACUUAGUAAUUACUUUUUUUUAUUUCCACUGCCUUUAUAAAAUCAAAAUUUCCUCCUUUUGAUAAUAACUGUUGAAUACUAUUGAUGUAGAGAAUGUGUACAUGUGUAUAUUUGCAUUGAUUAAAUUAUUGGAAAACUUUUCAUUGAUAGGUAAUGUAUUUUGAUUGUGCAGAUGGUUUGUAGAAAGUAUCCUUUUUUUAUUCUAUUCAAAAUUAAAUUUUUUUUCUCCUAAAAUAAAGCAAGAAAAGUAAAUGUAAGAUAUAUAAGAAACCCCAGAGUUUCCAGGGUGAAAGUUCUCAUUAGCAGCUUGUUCAAAACAUUUACAUCACACAGAUAUUUGAAAGGAACCAUGUUGAAAUUUUCUGAGUUUAUGAGUUAUAACCACAGCCCAGUAAAACCAAUACUUGUUAUUUGGCUACUUCCAAGCAAUGCAGAUAUUCUUUAGUAUUUAAAAAUGAGCAAAUAAACAAAAUGAGGCAAAUAAAUGAAGAAAAUGAGUUUCUGAGGCACUGCUUAAGUGACCAUAAAUCAGACACAUAUUUUUAUGGUGGGCAAAUUGAUGAAGAUACUUUUAGUAGGCGAUUUAUAUUCAUAACAAAUACAUAUUGAAAUAAUGUCACUACUGUAUCAGAAUUAAGAAACAGCCUCGCAUUAGGACUUCUCCAUACAAAUUCUUUAUCAUUGGUUCUUAAAUUGGAAAAGUACCUAUAAAUGAUUACAUUUUUUAACUAAAUAAAAUGCAGAUAUUUUGGCUUCUUGUGAAUUUAAUAAAGAAUCAUAAAACA
Macaca mulatta (Rhesus monkey) is the source of this 4705-nucleotide messenger RNA. RefSeq names its product solute carrier family 22 member 15 (gene SLC22A15). Gene Ontology annotation, molecular function: transmembrane transporter activity. Lineage: Eukaryota; Metazoa; Chordata; Mammalia; Primates; Cercopithecidae. Gene Ontology annotation, biological process: transmembrane transport. The record is from RefSeq and is a predicted model, not a curated record. Gene Ontology annotation, cellular component: membrane.